Molecule: messenger RNA, 2577 nt
Organism: Leucoraja erinaceus (little skate)
Lineage: Eukaryota; Metazoa; Chordata; Chondrichthyes; Rajiformes; Rajidae
Product: gamma-glutamyl hydrolase-like
Exons: 10
Coding region: 2-898 (298 amino acids)
Biological process (GO): tetrahydrofolylpolyglutamate metabolic process
Cellular component (GO): vacuole
Molecular function (GO): gamma-glutamyl-peptidase activity
Source: RefSeq, a predicted model, not a curated record
CAUGAGCGGACACAACAGACGCAGAAUCCUGAAUGAUCGACCCGUGAUAGGUAUCUUGGUGCAGCUUGCCCGCGAGGAACUGACGUUUAGAGCAAAGAUGUACAUAGCAGCUCCCAACGUGAAGCACCUGGAGUCGGCUGGCUGCCGGGUGACACCUGUCAGAUUGUACCUCAGUGAGUCUGAAUAUGAACGGAUAUUUUAUUCAAUAAAUGGCAUCCUGCUCCCCGGGGGGGCCGUGGACAUCCAGAGCUCGGAGUUCGCCCGGGUUUCCGGAAUCUUCUACAGGCUGGCGAUCCAGGCCGGUGACCGGGGCGACUAUUUCCCGGUGUGGGGCACGUGUCUGGGCCACCAGCUUCUGACGGCGCUCACCGCCGGUCUCAACCUGCUCCGCCUUACGGAUAGCGGCAACGCGGCGCUGCCGCUCCACUUCACCCCCGAAAUAAAAAGCUGCCGAAUGUUCCGUGAUUUCCCGCCGGAGAUGAUGAGAGCUUUAGGGGAAAACUCUCUGACCGGACACUUCCACAAGUACAGCAUCACCCUGGACGACUUCGAGGCGAACGAGAAGCUGCGCUCCUUCUACAGGGUCGUCUCCACCAACACUGACCCACAAGGAAUCACCUUCGUCUCCACCAUGGAAGCGAUCCGCUAUCCAAUUUACGGCACACAGUGGCAUCCGGAAGCCAACAGAUAUUUCUGGAAGAAGAAUUUUGAUUUUCUGCACUGUCCCCUGGGAGUCAGGAUGUCCUACCUAUUGGCAGAGUUCUUUGUAAAUGAAGCCAGAAAGAGUCUUCAUUGCUUUGAGAGCAGAGAGGAGGAGGAGGCUGCCUUAAUCAACAGUUGUAUACCUACCUAUGUACAAACUAAAAAGUGUGGCCGUAUUAUCUAUAAGUUUGAUUAGGUGUCUUUGCUAGAGUGUCUUGGUCUAUCUGUAGAUAUUCUUGUCCUUUAGAAAGAUCCUGGAAUGUUGAAAUAAGGCUGUGUGCUCAAGGAAUGUGCUGAGGAGUUAGCAGAUGUGCUAACAGACAUCUUUAACAUCUCCCUUAGUCAAGCCAUUGUCCCCACAUGCCUCAAAACUUCCACGAUAAUCCCCAUAGCGAAGAAACCAGUGGUUGCCUGCGUAAAUGACUACCGCCCAGUCGCCCUGACCCCAAUAAUAAUGAAGUGUUUGAACGCCUGGUGAAACCCCACAUUGGUGCCAGCCUCCCCUCAUCGUUAGACCCCCUCCAGUUUGCCUAUCGCCCCAACCGUUCUACAGAGGAUGCCAUCUCUACCACGCUGCACACAGUACUCACGCAUCUGGAAAACAAAAACACAUACGCCAGAAUCCUGUACAUUGACUUCAGCUCAGCGUUUAACACCAUCAUCCCACAGAGACUUGUGGAGAAACUAACCCUGCUGGGCCUCAACACCACCCUGUGUCACUGGAUCUUGGACUUUCUGACAGAGAGACCGCAGUCAGUCCGUGUUGGCAAGAACACUUCAGGCUCGAUCACGCUGAGCACCGGCUCCCCUCAAGGCUGUGUGCUCAGCCCGCUGUUGUUCACAUUGCUCACACAUGACUGUGCUGCCAGAUUCAGGGACAAUAAGAUCAUAAAAUUCGCGGAUGACACUACAGUGGUGGGACUCAUCAGUGGAGAUGACGAAUCAAUGUACAGGGAGGAAGUAGAACAACUGGUGGACUGGUGCGGCAAAAAUAAUCUAGAAUUGAAUGUCGACAAAACUAAGGAGAUGGUUGUCGACUUCAGGAGGGCGCAGCCAAAGCAUACACCCCUCAACAUCAGUGGCACGGCAGUGGAGAGAGUGGAGAGCAUAAAGUUCCUUGGUGUGCAAAUUACGGACAGCCUCACCUGGUCCAGGAACACCACUGGGACCGUCAAACGGGCCCAUCAGCGACUGCACUUCCUGAGGAAACUAAAACAGGCCUCACUCCCCACCAACAUCCUCAGGACUUUCUACAGGGGUACGGUGGAGUCUGUACUCAUGUACUGCAUAAAUACGGGUACUGCACCUGCAACUGCUCGGACAGGGAGGCUCUGCAGUGGGUAGUGAGGGGAGCAGAGGAUCAUUGGCGUCUCCCUACCCUCGGUACAAGAACUGUUCCAGAGCCGCUGUCUGAAAAAAUCUCAGAGAAUUGCUAAGGACAAACUGCACCCCCUCCACAUACACCUGGAUCUCCUGCCGUCAGGCAAGAGAUAUCGAAGCAUCAAAGCCCGGACUACAAGACUGCUAAACAGCUUCCUACCAUAGGCUGUGAGGCUGCUAAACAGUCACUCUGUACUCACAAUCACUUGAUUCUGCGGCUUGCACGGACACUUUAAUAACUGGCACUGGCCACUCAAAUCAGCUGCCCCGGACAUUUUUUUAAGAUUUGCUUAUUGAAUUUUAACAUUGUGUUUUUAUCUGCUUUUAACUAUUUAUACUGUCCCAUCAGGGACUGGAUUGUUUUUAGUGUUAUUAUGUGUGUAAUGUUUUAAAUUUCAUGUGCGAUGCUCCGCUAUUCACUGGGAAAUGUCUUUUCAUUUUGCACUGUACAACUGUUGCUUGCAAGAUGACAAUAAAGAUUGAUUGAUUGAUUGA